AUGUCGACCUACCAGAACGGCAUGGCGCCGGCAGGCGACAGCGAUGCCGAGGAGGAGGCCCUCGUAGCCGAGUACAAGGAGCAGGUCCAGUACGAGGACGGUGAGGAGCUGAGCCAGACCAACUCGGCCCCCCAGGCGGACGACAUCCAGGCGCGUCUUGUCCAGGCUGCGCAGCCUCUCGACUUCUCGGCACCCCUGGACGUCAAGUUCCAGAGCUACGAUGCCUACUGCAGCCUGUUCCACUUCAUCCUCAACUCGGAAGGUCCCGUUGACCUCGAGCCCCCUUCUUACUACUGGGCUUGGGAUGCCAUUGACGAAUUCAUCUACCAGUUCAACUCAUUCUGCUCGUACCGGUCGCGGAUCGCCAGGCAGGCCAACAACGAGGAGGAGAUGCAGAUCCUCCGAGAGAACCCCAACACGUGGGGUUGCUACAGUGUGCUCAAUGUUCUGUACUCGCUGAUCCAGCGGUCGCAGAUCACGGAGCAGCUGGCAGCCACGAAGCGCGGCGAGGACCCGGCGGCGGUGGCGGGCGAGUACGGGUCCAAGAACCUGUACAAGAUGCUGGGCUACUUCUCCAUCAUCGGCCUGCUCCGCGUGCACUGCCUCCUGGGCGACUUCAGCCUAGCGCUCAAGACGCUCGAUGACAUCGAGCUCAACAAGAAGGCCAUGUUUGCGCGCGUCAUGGCGGCGCACUUCACGACGUACUACUACGUUGGGUUCUCGUACAUGAUGAUGCACCGUUACACCGACGCCAUCCGCAUGUUCAGCCACAUCCUCAUCUACGUAUCGAGGACCAAGAACUUCCAGAAGAACGCGCAGUUCGACUCCAUCAGCAAGAAGAACGAGCAGAUGUACGCCCUCAUCGCCAUCUGCGUCGCCUUCCAGCCCACACGCCUCGACGACACCAUCCACAGCGCCCUGCGCGAGAAGUACGGCGACCAGCUCCUCAAGCUCCAGCGCGGCGGCCCCGAAUCCCUCCCCAUCUUCGAGGAGCUCUUCCGCGCUGCCUGCCCCAAGUUCAUCUCCCCGGUGCCCCCGGACUUUGAGAACCCCGAGGCCAACGUUGACCCGGUCGAGCACCACCUCUCCGUCUUCAUGGACGAGGUCAAGACCAACAUGUGGAGCCCCACUAUCAAGUCCUACCUCCGCCUCUACACCACCAUGGACCUCUCCAAGCUGGCCGGUUUCCUCGAGGUCGCCCCCGAGGAGCUGCGCUCCUGGCUGCUGGUUGCCAAGCAGCGCACCAAGCAGCUCCGCUGGCAGGAUGCGGGUCUGCUCGAUGGUGAGCUGGUCAAUGUCAGCGACCUCGACUAUGCUCUCCAGGGUGACCUGAUCCACGUCUCCGAGGCCAAGGUUGGGAGGAAGCUUGUCGACUGGUACCUGAGGAACCUGUCGCGCACCUACAACUAA
Messenger RNA from Geosmithia morbida, 1410 nucleotides. Its product is annotated as translation initiation factor 3 subunit L. Gene Ontology annotation, biological process: translational initiation. Bases 1 to 1410 code for a protein of 469 amino acids. Gene Ontology annotation, molecular function: translation initiation factor activity. The record is from RefSeq and is a predicted model, not a curated record. Lineage: Eukaryota; Fungi; Ascomycota; Sordariomycetes; Hypocreales; Bionectriaceae. The transcript has 3 exons. Gene Ontology annotation, cellular component: cytoplasm; eukaryotic translation initiation factor 3 complex.